AAAUGUUGAAUCAAAUAAGCAGACCACCUGAGACCUGGCCCAGAUUAUUAAUCCAUUCUCUUCCCCAGUUUUCUUCACUCAAUUAAUUAAUUGUUAAAUUCAAAUCCCUCUCUCUCUCUCCCACCCCCACACACAGCUCCUUCAACCUCUGGUACAGGUCUGUUUCUGAGUUACUCCUGAAGAGAGAUGAGACGACCAGGACAGUAUGGAGAUCCAGGUGGGAAUGCAUAUGUUUCUGGGCAGAUGCAACAUAUAGCUGGCCGUAGAAUGGAACAAAAAAUUAAUAAUUACCAAGGGCGGCCAGAAUCCUUGACCUCGGAGAAAGAACAUUCAUAUGAGGCUUCAAUAGCUGAUGGAAAUUGGAGGUGGGAAAGAGAUGGAUCGUCCAAUGUGCUUAAUGAAGGUCAAGCAGCUGAUGCACCUAUAUCCUACCACCAGGGCCGGAAAUCAGAUCCAAGAAUGCUUCUAGAGAGACAAGACAACAAUGAUCCAAGAUCUAAUCCCGGUGAAGAAGAUAUGGAUAUUGGGUACGAGGAUAAACCCGUGUUGCAGACCUUUGAGGGUCUACAACAAAGAUUUUUGGAUGAAAUCACGAAACUAGCCAAAGAACAGAAUGAUGCAGAGGAUGCUGAAAAUGCUAGGCAUAGGGAGAGCAUAAACAACAUCAAUUCUAAGUAUCUGGAACAACUUGGUGCACUACGAGCUCGGCACGCCACUCGAAGAGAUGAAUUCCUUAAGAGGGAAACUCAAGUGCGUCAACAGCAGUAUCAGAAGAUGGUGUUGGACCACUACCCUGACAGUGGAACGGGUUAUAGUGACCCUAAUGGCUACCCUAUAUCUCAUCCUGGUGCUGAAUCACUUCGAGGCUACAGCACUGAGCGUUACGAUUCUUACAGGGAGCGUACACGAUUUCCUGGCGGGUAUAGGGAUUAUGGACUUGAGCCUAGAAGUCAAUUCCAUGGCCACCGAGUUCAUGAGGCUUCUUCACGUUACUACUGACGUGACUGUGUAAUGUAGAGUGUCAGAGUGUUUUACUGAUAAUGUUGCUUGCCCUUGCAUAAUAUGGCCACUUGACGCUGGUUGUUUUAUGUUUGUAAUGCUCCUUUAAAAGUAAUAAAAAGUCUACUCUGACUUGGCUAUA
Molecule: messenger RNA, 1141 nt
Organism: Daucus carota subsp. sativus
Lineage: Eukaryota; Viridiplantae; Streptophyta; Magnoliopsida; Apiales; Apiaceae
Exons: 4
Coding region: 187-999 (270 amino acids)
Source: RefSeq, a predicted model, not a curated record